AUGGUCAUCCAUGGAACAUACCUCAUAGUCAAGGCAGUGGGUAAGUAAGAACUAAUUAAAUUAACUGCAAAUGACCGCAAACGUAACGAAUAUGCCGCAGAACGAAGGAUCUCAGCAAUAAACAUACCAAGUUAAGUCGGACUACGAAUGUUCUUUAAUAAUUUCUCAAUUGCGCGUGCUAAUACAUGUAUAGAGCUAAUACUUUGUCCUUUGGCUUACCUCAUGGCAACCAUCUAAAGUUGUAAGUUGUGUUCUUUUAUAAUUAUUAAUAUAUAGAUUUAGCCAGGGCUAAAAGCGAAGCUCCCAUUAAUAAAUUUAUAAUUUAGAUCAAACAAUAAACCUGUAAUCUACAAAUCGGUUAACUUAAGGGCACAUAUGUGACUUUUUAGGGAAAGCUAAGGCUAAGUGAUUUUAGAGUGAAAAAAAGUCUUACAUCGAGUUGAUAGCCUUACAUGUUCACCCAAAAAAUAGCAAACAUCUUCGAUCACAUUUCAGAGCCAUGAUGGCUCUUGAUGACAGUAGAUUAGGCCUGGAAAACGAAUUCUUGGAAAACAAAUCAGGCCUAAUUUUUGACGUUCGACAAGUUUACCUAACAAAAUCUUGCCAACAAAUCUGGGUGCGUGUAAACCAACAUUUCAUACUUUUUAUACAUCACAUCUGAGGUGAAACAGUAAUAUGAGGCGCUGUUUUUAUCAUACAGACCUCAGACAAAAUGCAGUAUUUCACAAUUUUUCAAGACAAAGCAGCACGAAGGAUUUAAGUAAAACCGUUCAAAAAAUUUCAAAAAACCCCUAUACGGCCAGCCAGUUCUCACUUUUGACAAGCGCCAAAUUUUCAGUAAGCAUUAAGAGAGUUACGCUUCAACAUAAUAAAGAAGUUAUUGUGUUUAUUUUUCAUUUAAUGGUUUUAAAACGAUGUGUAAUCUUAAAAAGCAUUUGAUACGCGCGGCAUUUUGAGUACUCCUGCAAGCGAUGUUUAUGAACGACUGAAAACAAACGGCAAAGUGUUUAACAGAGAGAGACUACUAACGGUCAAUAAAAGAAAUAUAAUUCGGUGAAACAUUUACAGAGACAAAAAUUUUCAUUCACGAAGACAAGUAUUAAAGCGUCUCUAAAAAUCCUAAGUCCUUAAGCUGAAGCUUAAAGCUUUUAGCCGGCUUCCCCGUGUUUACUGUUUUCAAAGAUGAACUCGAGGCAAGAAAAUCGCUCAAAGCUUUCUUUCUACAGCCAAAAAAAUAGCUUAUGAACUAAUCGAGGCGGGGGGGAGCUGAAGACAUAUUACAAAACAAGGUUUAUAUAUAGAUGGACUAAAUAACAGUGAAGACACUACAAUACAGUAAAUAGAAUUUAAACUAACAUAAAACAAGGCAUGUACUUAACGAUUACGAAGAGAGGCUAACCUAAAGUAUUAAAUAACUUAAUAAGACGGGAGACUUCGACAUAAUCAUGUAAGCUUAUAUCAAAAUCUCAUACUAGGUCAGAUCAUUGUCUCAGAUCUUAAUACAAACGUGCAUAAACUAGCCUCAUAAACUGCGCUCGACUUAAUGAAAUUAGAUAUACAAAAAACAAACACAAUAAUUACUCAGACUUACCAUUCGAGAUACAGCUCCUGAAAGCCGCUUGAGGGACUUUUCAACCCACAUCCAGCAAGGUGAAAAAUGAAAACGAUGUCAUCCGAAAUCGGAUUUCUGACUUUGACAAGCGGCGCAUUUCUCAACCAAAAAUUCAGUAAACAAACCAGCCAUGAAUAACAGAAGACUGUUGAUAGCAGCUGUAUUUCAUUUUGUGCAUCCAGUGGGAAAAGACAGUAAAAAACAUCACAAGUUGACAAAAAACUCUGUCAGCUUCAGCUGUCAAAAUAAACAAGUUUCAAGAUGCUGCAUUUCUCAACCAAAAACCCAAUAAAAAAACCAGCCAUGAAUAACAGAAGACUCUUGAUAGCAGCUGUAUUUCAUUUUGUACAUCCAGUGGAGAAAGACAUAAAAAAAAACAUCACAAGUUGACACAAAACUCUGUCAGCUUCAGCUGUCAAAAGUAAACAAGUUUCAAGAUGCUGCAUAAAUUUUCCGCAUGAACUCACCUGUCAAAUUUUGACCAAUCAGAGCAUAAAAAUUGGACGUAGAGCGUGACCAACGCGUGUCCAUGAUAACAAAAGGUCUUCUCCGCCUGUGUUUUUAAAUAACUGGCUGAAUUUUCGUGUCCGAGGUAAGUUUGAAAUCAAAAUCUUAAUAGUGCUGAGCCAAAGUGACAUACUGACACGACAUAUUUCAUAUGAAUUUUUAAAAAAACAAACUUGAGCUUGCGAUUAUUUGAAAACUAGUAACUUGUCAGGGGGAUAACUUCAAAAAAUACUCGACCUUGAUGGGUCGACACCUGAGCCCGCGAUACGGUCAGGUGAUACUGGUCAGCGGAUACCCUGUUUUGACAGCUGUCAAUUGACCACAACAUUGAUGCGCAAUCACUUUUUUCCGGGGCUCCCAAACUAGCUAGAAAGUGUGACAGUAAACAUUGGUAUGCCUGUGGUGCGGACGGACGGUCGUUCGUUCGUUCGUUCGGUGUACGGUCACGUGAUAACCAAAUUUUCUGGGAUGGGUAGAUUUACUUAGCUAUGGGGCUCCGCCCACGCGCGCGCGUGGAGCUCCGCUAUUAUAAGUGUCGUGAACUUUCGCAUUUUUAUAUAAAUUUCAGUAUCAGUUUUGGAAAUGUACGUUGAAUAGCAUAACGUCAAGUUUAUACAAAAAUGCGGAAGUUCACAAUAUUCAUUACCCCUGUUUGGGUUAUAAUUUUGUUCUAGCGCUAUUCAAGUUACUCUGUAUCCGGUAGGGUUGGUAAGAACCCCCUAUUCUUUCUUCUACAAGCCACAAGUUAGUGAUUGGCUUUAGUUUUGGUGCUAGUGCAGUUCUUGCUACUAACGGGUCGGAAAUAUGGUCUCCACUCAGAACCUCCAGUUUUUACCGUAACACCACCUGAAGCAGUCAAUAUAUCCGGUGUAGAGGAACCAAUCAGAAUCAACUGCUCAGCUACAGGCUCCCCUCUACCCAAAAUCACCUGGUACAAGAACAAUAUUACCCUACCCGCGAACAUUUACGUCAACGAUGACGAAGUAACCAGCGAGCUCGUGAUUGGUCAACCUAAGCCCUCUCUCCAGAUCACAUAUACGUGUGUUGCUCGUAACUUGUACAACGACGAACUAAAGACAAGUACAAAAAUAGGUAAGGUGUACUUGGAAAUGCAAGAGUAGUCUUUCCGUGCUCUUCGCCACAAUUGGGAGAUUGCAGUACCCUACGAGAGGAGGUCCUUUAAUUGAUUCCUCUCCAUAAAAAUAAAGGUGCCUUGAUGAGAAGAUCACUAAACCCCGACUCGCAGGAGAGCUAUCAUUUGGGACUAAAAUAAUAUGGAAACAAGUCCCAUUGCUUUUGCACUCAAUUUAUUUUUUCAACAUCAUAAUAUCUGCACUAAGAAGUUUAAUCAUAACCAUUACAAUUUCCUCAAAUUUGACUGGCCGGUACAUUAAGUGCUCUAUUUUCCACUAACCAUUGUAUAUAUAGGGCUGUAAUCGGACAGUGUAAUGGGACAGUUGGUUGUAAUCGUAUCGGAAACCUGUAAUCGGACAGUUACAUUAGCCAAUCAUAUUAAGUGCACUCAGCUAAAUACACCAAUCAGACUGAACUUAUCAAAAUAACCAUAGCAAUAACCAGUAACCCUACUAACCAGGGCAUUUUCCAAAACGGACGAAUUUGUAACACUAGACAGUGUCUCCUGCAGUGAUAUUUUUCCUAAUUUUGGACAUUUGGUAUUCAAAUGCUCUUUCACUAAAAAGAAUCCAUUUAUUUUCUCGGACGUUGUAACGGUUACGACUAAUUGGCAACGGGACUUCGUGUCGUCCAAUUCGGUCUGUAAUCAUAAACAAAAAUCGGAUUUUGUCAAUCACUCUCUUACAGACUGAAUUGGACUCCACUCAGUCCUAUUUCCCUUAAAAGAAGUGAUAUUUUUAUCUAAUUUUCAUGCAUUUACCGCCAGACGUAAAUUCCCGGGAGCAUUCUAGAAAUGUAUUAGCUGCACCCGCUGAUCAACAACUAUAGAAAUUUUUGUAUUUAUCACUAACGUCUUAACUGCAACCGAUCAAACGUUUAAACCUUUUCUUUCUUUUUUCUAGUUUUACGCGAUUGUGGUGACCCAGGAAAACCAGACAAUGCAAUUGCUGUAAGCCAGAGCAAGAAUUACUGGGCAGGAGAGUAUGUCAGGUACCUCUGUAAUCCGGGAUAUGCUAUGGUUGUUACAGCGGUAAGAAGAUGCUUGUCCAGCUGCAAAUGGAGUGGAAAUAUACCAACAUGUAAGAGUCAAAGUUAAAAAAUUAAAUAUGUAAAUCGAUGAUGAUGAUGAUACUAUUAAUAAUAAUAAUAAUAAUAAUAAUGUUGGCAUCCGGUCUGUCUCGGGAGACAAUGUAAUUGGCGCCAGGGUUUAGUCAGUGGUUUAGUCGCAGCGCCUUCUGUGGCUGGGGAACAAUCUGAUUCUGGAUCGGGACGCGUUGCGUUGCAGUUGUUGCAGAUAAAUUCCAUGCAUGGAUCUGUGGGUACUGACGCUGCCAACAGCGUUUGCGCCUGGGUCCUCUCCUCACACGCCUGAAUUAAAAUGUGGCUCACAUAAAGAACUCAUUGUCGUCCUUAACAUUUUAAAGUAAAAAUAAUGUGUUAAUAAGUCACGUGACCAUUUUGCUAAAAAUCGUAAAUUAUUGAUCAAUUAGUUGCCAGUUUAAGAUAAGAAAUCCAGCAAUAACAUUUUUCUAAUUCAUGUUAAAUAUUUCUAGGACUAAAAGUCUUUUAGCGACAGCGAUGACGCAGUGGCCAAAGAGUUUAAUGAAUUCUUUAACUCUAUCGGUCAAAACACAGUUGAAAAAAUUUACUCGUUGGCAAAUGAAUGCAGCUACGACCUCACACAAUCGUCUUUUGUGCCAAGGUGCUAUCUCCCUUCACAACCACUUUCGUUUAGACCCGUCAAUUGUGACGAAGUCCAAAAGGUAAUUACAUUAAUGCCAAGUGACAAAGCCCUGGGGAUUGACAAAAUUAGCAUUCGAGUGAUCAAGCAUAGCCUUCCUGCUAUUUUGCCGUCCGUGACGUCCAUAAUUAACGAGUCCCUCGCAAGUAAUACCUUUCCAGUUGAGUGGAAAACAGCUGAAGUGAUCCCCGUGUUGAAAGAAGGCGAUCAUGAAAAGCCAAAUAACUACCGCCCUAUAUCCCUAUUACCUAUUCUUUCAAAACUAUGUGAGCGUAUCGCUUUAAAUCAACUUAUGCCCUACUUGGUAGGAACGAUCGUCUCUACGCCCAUCAAAGUGGUAAUAAAAAGUGGCAUUCCACCGAGACUUCACUGAUCUACACUUCUGAUCGCAUUCUCACCGCAAUUGACCAAAAGAAAACUUCAGUUGUAGUUCUCCUUGAUAUGAGAAAAGCAUUCGACAGUGUCAACCAUGAUAUUCUGCUUAAAAAUUACAAGAUAUUGGCUUGUCACCCUCUGCCAUCCUGUGGUUCAAGAGCUACUUGUCAACAGGUACCAAGCUGUGCGUAUAAAUACUGCUCUUUCCGAACCCCUGCUAAUGAGGUACGGUGUUUCCCAAGGAAGCAUCCUCGGUCCUUUGCUCUUCACGGCUUACACCAAUGACUUGCCAUCAAUCCCACAACACUGUUCCACGGACUGCUACGUUGAUGACACUAAAUUGCUUAUGUCAUUCCAAGUGCAGGACUGUGAACCGACCAUGGCCGCGAUGUACGAUGAUCUUAUUAAACUACGUAAUUGGUGUUUUAAUAAUAGGCUACUCCUGGACCCGGACAAGACUAAACUGAUUGUAUAUGGAAGUCGGCAAAUGAUAUCGAAACUUCAGGAUUUUCGCCUUACCCUCUUGGGUAAAGAACUUUUACCCGUCGACUCUGUUAAGGACCUGGGUGUAGUGUUUGAUAGUAAACUGUACUCUCAUUCAACGACCACAUAAUUAAAACAGCAUCAUCUUGUAUGUCUUCCCUAGGGCAGACUUAAACAUAUAUUUAGAAAAGACAUACUUGUUACAAUAAUUAAUUCUCUCGUGUUUAGUAAGUUGUAUUACUGCUCGUCCGUCUGGUCGAACACUUCUGCCAGCAAUAUACGCAAACUACGAGUACAGAAUUUCGCUGCUCGCAUAGUUUCUGGGACAAGGAAGUUUGCUAACGUAUCUCUAGCCCUGAAAGACCUGAGAUGGAUACCAGUUAAGUCCCACCUGUAUCUAAGAGACGCCAUCUUGACCUUUAAAUCUAUGACAGGUCAGGUGCCAAACUGCCUCAGUUCAAAUUUUAUCUCCAGACGGAGUAUCAGUGGUCGGACGACCAGAUCAUCUUCCCUGCUUAAUAUACCGCUUUUUAAAACCAAGUCGGGACAGAGAUCUUUUUAUUACAGAACUGUAACAUUGUGGAAUACGUUAAAUCCCCAUUUUAAAUUAAGUGGAUCUCUUAUCAUUUUUAAACGUAAAAUGAAAGCCUUCCUUUUAAAUCAAUUUUUAAUGUCAUAAAUUCAUAUGUAAAUAGUUUCUUGAUAGUUUAUUGAUAAUCAAUUUGUGAUACUUGUUUUCUUUUCUUUUUAUUUUAUUAUUAUUAUUUUUUUUUUUUUUAUUACCUGUACUAUUAAUACUUGUCUCUGAAAAGCCCCCAUGGGGCGUUGACAAUAAAAUUUGUAUUGUAUUGUAUUGUAUUGUAUUGUAUUGCACGUUUGGAAUGACCGUCCAGUGUACUUCAACAAAAAACAUAUGAGGGAAAACGUCAUUUCAAAUGCCCAAAUUUAAUCUUCAAUUAUUUGAAACUUCAAUUUUAAACUUCGCGUACAUUCAUUCCAAACGUAGAAAGAAAAAUAGCUUAUCCUCUUUCAGAGAUGCCAAUUUGUUUAUCCACUCAAAGUAAAUUCGCCACCAAUUCGCCAGUUUUCUUCAUUUUCAACGUUAAGGUACAAGAAAACCUCAAGAUUUACUUUUGUUGAGAAAUCCAUUUUGUCCUAGGUCUACUAGCGAGAGAUAUUGCUAGUCAUUCAUAUGCUCAGAACACACCUUUAACUCGGGCCUUAAAUCCCUUGAGACGGCCUUGCCAGCUGAUGCCCAAAAUCCUUCCGAGGCAGCGCUGGUGGAUAGUGUGGGGUCUGCGCUUUUGGCGGGAUUAGAGGGUCCAUGUCUCUCCCAAGAGCAACGCAGGACUGGUACACAAAGUCCUCCAUCACCUCGAGAGUGUAGUCGCCAAUGGAGAAGUUUGGGGCCCUGCUAGUAUUUUGGCCAAGGAUGUUGGUCUUCUUGAGACUGUUAAUGAGACCAAACCCGCUCGAAGGAGCUGAUAAGUCGCCUUAAAGCACCGUCAGUGUGCGUGGGCGGUUAGGACAGCGUCGUCUGCAAACAGCAACUCCCUUAUCAGUACUUUCUGAACCUUGGUCUUUGCUCGGGGGCGUGCAAGGUUGAUGUCCAUCACUUCUGGUGUGAAGGUACACACCAUCCUCUGACUGGCUGAAGGCGACAGCAAUAGAGAGAAAAUGACGCCGAAGAGUGUAGGAGCAAGUGCACAGCCCUGUUUUACUCUGCUCUUGAUUGGGAAGGGGUCUGAGGUUGAGCCAUCGUACUGGAAUUCAUAUACAUCUAUCACAUUCACCUCUUUAACCGGGCAGGAUUAGCUCCGUCGGUAGAGCGCUUGACUGCAGAGCGGGAGGUUCGAUUCCCGGGACCGAACCAACACACAGGGUCUUAAAAUGACUGAGAAAUGAAGGUAUUGCUUUGCCCUGCAAAUGGCUAGACCCUCGCGUGGCUCGGAUGACCACGUAAAAUGCGGUGUCAGUGACGAAGUUCUCCCUAUAGUGCAGCUCUUGGUAGUAUUCUGCCAAUUUCUUCAUCAGGUUGCUCCGGUCUGUAAUGAUGUCGUCGGCAGGUGACUUCAGAGGAGCAGUUUGGGCAGUGCUUGGACCGAAAGCUAUCUUUAUGCCAUCGUACAUGGCGCGGAUGUCCCAGCAGUCAGCAGAGAGUUAUGGAUGCUCUAACAGAGACGCAGCCAGUAGUCGUUGGCGAGGCGGCGAGCGUUCCUUUGGGCAUCGACUUCUUGGCCUUCCUGAGUGCAGUACGUUAGUGUCUUAUCAGAAGGCUCCCUCCUGUAGUCGAGCACUGCUGCUCUCUUGCAAAAGUUGCAAUCACUAGCUCGAGCUUUCGGUAAUGCCAGCUUCACAGCAGUCUGUAAACAGUUUGUGUUCUGCCUCUUUUUCUUGCCAACGGCGUCUAUGGCCGAGUUGUAAAUGGCGACACGGGUAUGGUACCAUCUUUCCCCAGCGCUUGAUGUGGAGAAGUCCCUUAGGACCUCUUCAAUGGAGUCGGCGAAGCUCUCAUGCAGGUCUGGUAUUGCUGUCCUAGCCUUGUUGUAACCUGCGAUCAGACGUUUUUUUUUGUUUUUCGGAAGAACGACACCUGAUCGCAGGUUAGCGCUGUGUCCUUUUGUGCUAGGGUUGAGGGCUUACCUUCCUACCCACCAGAGAGUGGUCACUGUCACAGUCAGCGCUGUGUUAGCUGCGCGUACUGAGGACACAGUUAAGAAGGGGUCUUGAAGUGAUAACAAGAUCCAGCGGGUGCCUGCAGUGACGGAAUCUUAUCUGGGGUGUGACGCCAGGAUAGUUCAUGGUUAGGCUUGGUUGAGACGGAGAUGUUGGUUACGGAUAUUUCCAUGGUACUUAAUGCCCUAAAUUUCCGAGUUCUAGAAACACUCUCAGUUCAAAACGAGGCUAUGUACAGUACAAAACCUUUCGUUCAAAAAGGACUUUUGUUUGCGUGAAAUAAAAAAAAAUCAUUUUCAUGUCUAUGGCUUCGCACUUUGCCUCGCUUCGAAUAAAAGUCCUUUACAAGUUACUUAAUAUUUAAUGAAAGUCAAUUCCCUUCAUCGACUUUAUUGUUUUGUCGUUUGUUUGUUUUUUCAGGUACAGAAAAGCCUGAAUGCGAGCCUUACUGGACCAUAGAUGACAACACCAGACGGAAAAGUUUCACGGCUUCACGAAGUAGUAAGAAUGACUACUAUUUGGCUGAAGGAUGGUACAGGUUUAUAUCAGGCAAACAAAUGUCUACAAGUUGUAGUUAUAGAUCCAGCUAUUGCGAUACUUCAUAUGCAGGAUGGUUGCAGGGAAGCCAUCCGUCAGUAAAGGAAGGGGUGGUCUCUCGGAAAGUGUGUUUUGGCAAUACUGGUUCACGUGGUUACAGUAGUUACUGUAGUUGUCAAUAUAGUACAUAUAUAAAGGUGCGAAACUGCGGUUCUUUAUACAUCUACAAACUGAAACCCACACCAAAUCAGAACUGUCGUUAUUGUACUGAAUACUAA
Molecule: messenger RNA, 9343 nt
Organism: Porites lobata
Lineage: Eukaryota; Metazoa; Cnidaria; Anthozoa; Scleractinia; Poritidae
Source: the annotation of a GenBank genome assembly